This is a messenger RNA of Talaromyces amestolkiae, 555 nucleotides long. RefSeq lists its product as uncharacterized. The record is from RefSeq and is a predicted model, not a curated record. The transcript is spliced from 2 exons. Bases 1 to 555 code for a protein of 184 amino acids. Lineage: Eukaryota; Fungi; Ascomycota; Eurotiomycetes; Eurotiales; Trichocomaceae.
AUGGAAGCUGCGGCUGUCCCUGAGACUGACCCUGAGGGAGAGGCGGAGGUAGCGACGGAGGAGGGUGGUGCACUGGUGGUGGAGGUGGAACGUGAUGCGCUGGGGGUAGUAGUUGCGGCGCAAGUCCCUGAAGUGACAUUCCUGGAGGCAUUCCUGGAGGCAUUCCUGGAGGCAUUCCUUGGGGCAUCGCCAGCGGAUGAGGUGGUGGCGGCGCUAAUGGCGCUUCGACCGGGUAAUUUCUUGCUGAUAUCCUCCCACUUCAUGCCUCUGCCGCGCAACUCGAUGAUCAAGGCAUCCUCAUCGGACGACCAUUUAGACUGUUUCUUUGCCGGGGGCUCAUUCCCCAGUGAAGACGAUGAAUGCCGUUUUGUCCCUGUCGGGGUUGAGCCUAGUAUAGUCGUUGGAUUUGCUGUUGCUGUUGCCGUUGGUAUCAUUGCUGACGCUGGUCCCGGUGGUCCCCUUGGCGUCGGUGCCCCUGAAGCUAACAUGGAAGCUCUCCUCGAUGAAGCUGCUGAAGAAGACGAUGACGGCGGGCGAUUUGUUAUUUGCUGCUGA